This is a messenger RNA of Carassius carassius (crucian carp), 1751 nucleotides long. RefSeq names its product E3 ubiquitin-protein ligase znrf2-like. The coding region runs from base 334 to 960 and encodes 208 amino acids. The record is from RefSeq and is a predicted model, not a curated record. The transcript is spliced from 5 exons. NCBI's taxonomy places the organism in Eukaryota, Metazoa, Chordata, Actinopteri, Cypriniformes, Cyprinidae.
UGUUGUGAAACCUGGCAACCCUGGUUAUAAGCGCCCGCAGCGGGCACAGCAGCCUUCAGCGCGCGGUUUACGAGGAGAACGUCGUGUCAGAGCUCCACGACAUGGCCCUGAGGACGUUAGUUUGGAAACUGCAGCGCGGGAGGCAGAAACGAGCGCGGGAACCCGCGAGUGCGAUUUAAACCCCCUUUCAAAAAAAGUUUAGCUGACACGCGCGUGACGUCAGAUGUAACGGUCAACGCUUCCCGUUCGCUCGCUGUCAGUGUGCGUGUGUUUCACUGUUUGUUUGUUUGUUUGUUCUUAAUCGUUAAAAAUCGAAGGGAAGUGUCGGUUGGCAUGGGGGCCAAACAGAGCAGUCCCGCUGCCAACGGCCGCACGCGAGCGUACUCGGGCUCGGAUCUCCCGUCGAGUAACGGCAGGACGGCGGUUAUGGCGAUGCGUUAUCACGCGCACGGCGCCUCGGGUGCUACAUCUUCAUCGUCGUCUUCGUCAACGACGACGACCGCGCACUAUACCGGCUCCAGGACGCGUUCCGGUGGCCUGGGCGCGCGACCCCAGUCGAGCAUCACUAUACCGAGCUCGGGAGCGUACAGUCCUCAGGAGUCCGGUAACAGCACACCGGAGGAGACCGAGCGGUCCACCGGCGCUCCGAGACUCGUGAUCGGAUCUUUACCUGCUCACCUGUCGCCUCAUCUCUUCGGAGGUUUCAAGUGCCCCGUCUGCUCCAAGUUUAUCUCUUCGGAUGAAAUGGACCUUCAUCUGGUCAUGUGCUUGACCAAACCUCGAGUGACGUACAACGAGGACGUCCUGGCGAAGGACACAGGAGAAUGUGCAAUAUGUCUGGAGGAGCUGGUGCAGGGAGACACCAUCGCACGCCUGCCCUGCCUCUGCAUCUAUCACAAAGGCUGUAUUGACGAGUGGUUUGAAGUGAACCGAUCGUGUCCUGAACAUCCUUCAGAUUAGCAGCGCCUCUCUCACCUUUGCACAGCCUCCUGGUCGUGAGAAGCACCACAAUGUGAAUUCUCUUCCUUCUCGUAGACUCUGUGACUUUGGUCUCUUCUCGUAGCAAGGCCCUACAUAGUCGCCAUAUAUAAACCCUAGUGUGCCAAAACUCAUUCAGGGAAACGCUUUCCUCAUCACAGUCCAUCGGAAACCCCAACAGUUGUGGAGAGUUUCUCCUCCGUCACACAGAUGUCCAAUCAGGAUCUAGCAGGAGUUCACUUCAUUGGCUGUCUCUGAUUGGCCGGACUCAGGGUCAGCUGACUGUGUGGAUUAUAUAUCGGACGACCGGGUUGAUCGUUCUCUGUUCAAUGGGACUGUCUCUCUUAGUGCCUUAAUUUUCAGAUUCCAAGAGCCGACGCGACGGCUGCAUUUGGGAUGUUCUUCAGAGGAAGGGCUCCAUGGACUCGGAGAAAUACGCCUGGAUGUGAUGGGACAUGAGCCCUGAUUCGGGUCGCCCCUGAACUCUACUGAGCCAUUAUUUCUCUCUGUCUCUCGCUACGCGAAUGGUGAAAUAUCCCGUGCAUCUCGAGUCUCGGAUAAAGAUUCACAUGACGUCUGCACCGUCUCAAGAUCAUUUUUGCAUCACGUUUUAUUUGUUGAGAUAAAUCUGGGCCUCAAUUCAACACACCACUGACUUCUGUCUCUCUAUGUAGAGUGAAUCUCAUCAAAACAUGUCAAAAUCAGAAGAAACAAAUCCAAAAUUAUAUUUUACAUGAAGAAAAUGAAUUUUAAUAAAAUGCAAUUUAUUUUUA